CUGUUUAACAAGCUGACCUCACGUUUUGGAACACGAGUACAGACACGUGGGGAUUCCUAUUUAAGACCGACCAACGGUGCAUUUCCGAAUCCAAAGUCGCAGCAGCAACCAACAGAAACAGUCAUCAUGCUACGGUACUGCCUUCUUGCCCUCGGGUGUGUGGUCUUGAGCCAAGUUGUAGUUGGAUCCCAGCCCAGCUGGUGUAACCUAGAGUGUCCUGGGUUUACCACGAGGCGCACCACAGGCGACUAUGAAGUAAGAGAUUACGAGAGCACCAAGUGGGUCUCCACUAAGAUCAGCAGCAUGAGCUACAGCAUCGCCGGCUCGAGGGGCUUCAUGAAGCUGUUCUCCUACAUCGGUGGAGCAAACGAUGGAGGAGUUAAGAUCGAGAUGACCCAGCCGGUGUUGACAAAGAUCCCUGAGGAGACGACCUGGUGGUUCUGGAAGGAGUACACCGUCUCCUUCAUGCUGCCCCGCGAGCACUGGAGGAACCCACCUACGCCGACCGACUCUGCUGUGUACAUCGAAACUUUGCCUGCGAUGAGGGCGUAUGUGAAGACGUACGGUGGCUGGGCCACAGGGUGGAAUGCCAACUCUCACCGCCAGGGGGUCGAGCAGAGCCUUGCGGCUGAAGGCAGUAGUUUCGAGGACAGCUUCUACUACUCUGCGGCGUAUAAUGCUCCUUUCGAGAUGACCAACCGCCGUAACGAAGUCUGGGUGAUGGAGAGCUAGGAACAGCAGGAAGUAAAGUAAACUCCGGUGGGAGACCUCGUCCAACCGACGGACCUUCAAAUAACAUGUUGUAGCUAGUGUCAAUCUAGAGAAAGAGUUUUCGAUAUAGAAUUAUAUUUUGACAGCCUCCACAUGUUCCUGACUGCAGAAAAUAUUGUAUUGUGUAUUAUGUCAAAAUUUGUUUGCUUUCAAAAACAUUCCAGAGACAUUUGUGUUUUUUUUGUCUUCUGUACUCUUCGUUAUUUUUCAAUAAAUUUCACUAAAACAUA
Branchiostoma floridae (Florida lancelet) is the source of this 1001-nucleotide messenger RNA. RefSeq names its product heme-binding protein 2-like. The coding region runs from base 127 to 732 and encodes 201 amino acids. The record is from RefSeq and is a predicted model, not a curated record. Lineage: Eukaryota; Metazoa; Chordata; Leptocardii; Amphioxiformes; Branchiostomatidae. The transcript is spliced from 6 exons.